AUCAGAGGAGGCCAGAAGGGCGCCCAGCAGGAAGCCACUGGUCUUUCUUAAAGCGACUGACCACACCUCCCCACGCCCCCAGGAACCAUGGAACCCUUCAGCUCAAAAAGCCUGGCACUGCAGGCCGAGAAGAAGCUCCUGAGCAAGAUGGCUGGGCGCUCCGUGGCUCAUCUCUUCAUCGAGGAGACCAGCAGCGAGGUCCUGGACGAACUCUACCGGGUGUCCAAAGAAUAUACGCGCAGCCGGCCCCAGGCCCAGCGCGUGAUCAAGGACCUGAUCAAGGUGGCCGUCAAGGUGGCCGUGCUGCACCGCAGUGGCUGCUUCGGCCCCGGGGAGCUGGCGCUGGCCACGCGCUUCCGCCACAAGCUGAAGCAGGGUGCCAUGACGGCGCUGAGCUUCGGGGAGGUGGACUUCACCUUCGAGGCCGCCGUGCUGGCCGGCCUGCUCGCCGAGUGCCGGGACCUGCUGCUGGAGCUGGUCAAGCAGCACCUCACGCCCAAGUCCCACGAGCGCAUCCGCAGAGUGUUCGACCACUACGCCGACCCGGGCCUGCUCACGGCCCUCUACGGGCCUGACUUCAGCGAGCACCGCAGCAAGAUCUGCGACGGGCUCAGGAAGCUGCUGGACGAAGGGAAGCUCUGAGGGCCCGCGGCGCGGCGCGCUGGACCUGGGCGGAAUGGCUGACUUGGAAAUUGACAGGUAAUGAACGGGCUACCUAACACCGCUUACCGUGCGCGCGCUGACGCUUGGGACUCGCCCCGGAGGGUUUUGACUGAGGCCAACAACCACUGCCACCCCCAAACUGCUGGUGGACAAGAGCCAUGCGGAGAGUGGGGCCCCUCUCCCAUCUGACCACAGCACAGGAAACAGAACUGACAGAAAAAGGUGAAGUGAAACUUGGAUCUCUCUCUCUCUCUCUCUCUCCCACGAGGACGGCCUGCCACAUGGAAGCCCUCUCUAAGAACCAAGGGAAGGAAACAAACAUUGCCCAUAUAUUCUCCUUGGGGGAAAAUGGCAAAAGCGAGGAAGAUGGCCCUUACACACAGCGUAGGUUUCCAGCUCUGGGCAAAGGCUGGACAGAUACCACAGGCAUGGUUUCGGAGCUCCAAGAAGACCGAGCUGGGGCAGGGAAGAGUUUUACAGGGGAAA
Messenger RNA from Jaculus jaculus (lesser Egyptian jerboa), 1149 nucleotides. RefSeq names its product TNF alpha induced protein 8 like 2 (gene Tnfaip8l2). The record is from RefSeq and is a predicted model, not a curated record. Gene Ontology annotation, cellular component: cytoplasm. The transcript has 2 exons. Gene Ontology annotation, biological process: negative regulation of inflammatory response; negative regulation of T cell activation; regulation of apoptotic process. The coding region runs from base 88 to 642 and encodes 184 amino acids. NCBI's taxonomy places the organism in Eukaryota, Metazoa, Chordata, Mammalia, Rodentia, Dipodidae.